AUGCAUUUAAAUUAAUUUUUGUAAUAGCUUACUAAAUAAAGUUCUAUUAAUCAAAUGAAACCAUCCUCCUUACAUUACGCCAAAGUAAAUCAUCAUGAGCCAAUAUUAAAAUGGGAAGUCGUUCUUCUAAUUAACAUUCUCUUUACUUUUGAAUUCAUAUGA
Tetrahymena thermophila SB210 is the source of this 162-nucleotide messenger RNA. RefSeq lists its product as hypothetical. The record is from RefSeq and is a predicted model, not a curated record. NCBI's taxonomy places the organism in Eukaryota, Ciliophora, Oligohymenophorea, Hymenostomatida, Tetrahymenidae. The transcript has 2 exons.